Messenger RNA from Spirometra erinaceieuropaei, 3043 nucleotides. The record is from the annotation of a GenBank genome assembly. NCBI's taxonomy places the organism in Eukaryota, Metazoa, Platyhelminthes, Cestoda, Diphyllobothriidea, Diphyllobothriidae.
AUGCAUUUUGGGACUUCAACUGCGCCACAAUCGCAAGUGAGCUACAAGGCUGAUGAGGGGUGUGAAGGUGUGAACGCAGUGAGGACAGGUUGUGAUUUUGUCCGAAUUGUUGGUGGUGGUGGUGGUGGCGGCGGCGGCGGCGGCGGUGGUGGUGGUGGUGGUGGUGGUGGUUCUGCAUGCGGUAGUGGCGGUGGCGAUGGUAGUGGUGAUGACUGGCAGGUGGAUGGGGGUAUUCCCACCGGCAGUGGGACUAGGUUUAUUAGUAGUCGUCUUUGCAGUCACCGUAUGGGUUGACACAUGUGAUGACACAUGUUGCGGUGGGCAGCGACCUCGGGGUUUGAAGUGAGAAUCUGAAACUGUUUCCUGGAACUCACCCUUGUCGCCUCUGUGGAUACAGGACAUUUGUUCACGGGCGUGUUCGUUUUCCAUCGGUUUCGUGGAGGUUGCAGCAGCGAUGACGAUAAAGACGUUUUAGAAGGAAGUAAACUGAUUUGACGUAAAUAGUAAUGUUCUUACGAACUAACGAGUUAUAUCCCACGAGCCCUUAGCCCUAAAAGUAGCAAGCAGAACUGAGCAGUGAAUAAUAUAGAGAUUUUGAACGUUAAGAAACUGGCAAUAGAACACCACAGCGGAGCACGCUAGCAAGACCGGUUGUACAGGUGUGCCUUUUUCGUCACAUUCAAGCAAGCAAUGCGGGCAAAGAAAACAGGACUAAAUUGUCAAAGGUAAAUUACUCCGGUACCUCACCACAGAUUUUUCUUGUUGAUGUGUCGGGUUCGUAGAUGUCCUCUGGGGCAGACCGGUGUAGGGACUGUCCGUUGAUAACGAAAACCUAAUACCGCACUUGGGUUUUAGGGGAUGUUGUUCUGCGUUGCUGGAGACCUGCAAGCCGCCCCGUUAGCUUUGGCAGUGACGAUUCAGAUGGUUGCCUAGAUUGCUGCCCCAGUAUUUGCCGCUCUUCUCCAGGUCGGUCAGUCUUGGGCGAGGUCCUCUCAAGACUACCAUAUUACUUGAAAAUGCUUGUAAGGAAUCUUCAGGAUGAACUUGUCACGUCGUUCUGUCCUCCCUGAGAGCGAGCGCCCGUAGCUACGACGCCGUAGACGAGUCGCUCAGUCAAGCUCUCCUCGCCGCUCCUCGCGAGGUGGACGCUGCAGAUUUAUUACAGUUGCCUCAGCCUGGUGUGAAUACUGAGGCCUCUGGCUCGUUCCACGGCUUCGUAUUGACCAUCCUGUCCUUAUACCGCAACUUCAGCCUUCUUCGUCGAUGGAGGAGUUGGAAAUGAAAACGUUUCCUGACCCGUUGGACGUAUACUGUUUUUGCCCUCGUCCCAUGGUUUAGCAUCGUCUAGACUACCGUUUUGCAUAUCUUGAAUGUGAUGUUGAGGCUAAUUCCGCGGCUGUUCCAGACGGGGUUUGUAGCCGACCGAAGACCUGGAUAUGAACUUCCAGAUUGGAUAGCCCGAUCAGCAACGCCUUCGUUCAUUAUGAUGUUGCUGUGGGUCUAUCGCCUAAACAGACAAAUUUAUCCCUGCUGUGUAUUUAAUGGCGUCGACGCUGACGGCAGAGCACUUGUAUUGAAUGGUUGAAAUCUUCUGAUGAUCAGUCCGAUGUGUACGCCGCCGGUAGCAAGGCGGUCUAUGCUCCGUUGCACAUCCUCUUCUAUGGCAUUUUUGAUCUCCCACUUGGACACGGUGAGCGGGUCGUGAACAGUAGUCAUUAAAGACGCGUUUGGGCCCGCAUGUAUGGGGUGGUAAAUAGUCAGCUGUUGGUUCUGUAAACGACGUCGAUGUCUGUACGUUCUCCACAGUAUGCAUCCAUUAUAAUGGGGAAAAACCUAAGGUUAAAGAGGGUGAGAACGAAUGGAAAGUCCUGAUUCGCCUCGCUGGUCAUCGGGAAUGCUCCGAAGAGUUUCGCGUUGUCCUCGACGAACGCCAGUAACCCGUGUAAAACUGGCGUUCCAUCUCAGUGGAUCGUUUAGGAAAUCCAGAUUUUAGCAUAAUUAUUCAGUCCAUUUCCAUCAACCGCUUCAAAGCCCCUCUCCAGGUCCACGAACGUAGCGUACAUGUCUGUUUGCGGUUUUUUGACAUUCAUUCCACAUUUGGUGGGUGAAGAAGUUCAUGUCGGUGGAUUCACCGUGACUCAGGGCGAAAAAGUGUUCCCAUGUGCGCGUGCAGACGGCUGAGAACAAUAUGUCGUAAAGGCUUCUCUGAAGUAUUUAGAAGGCGAGGGGCUCCGUGCUUAUCAUUAAUUUGUCGUAUCCCCAUCCGGUUUAUAAAAGGGGGCUAUUUUGCCUUCUUCGAAGAACCGAAAGCUGUUCCAACCAUCGUCCCUUCUAAAGGGACAGUAGGCUUGCCUAUCGGCCGAGAGUGGCAACACUUUUACAUUUUGGUUGGAAUCAGGCCGGCUUUUGGUAUUUUGCUGGUGUACAUCUCGUGUACGAUCGUGGUAGUUCCUGCAGCGAGGACCAGUAGUUGAAAUUGACGCUGGUCUUCCACUGAAUGCGUAAUUUUUUAGCGGCUUCGGAGACUGUGGGCGGCCGGUUGAGGAAGACUUCGUAGUUCACGGUCGGAACCACAGGAGUUACGAUUGCCUGCGAGAAUCGUCAAUCUCUCAGAGCUGAAAAAUAACGUUUCCCCCCCCCCCAUGGUGUAGGAAUCAUAGACCGUCCUCCUUGAUGCGACGGAUUAUUUCCUGUCAUGCAAUUCGUGCACAGAUGUCUUUUCCCACACAUUUCGCAUCCCUCCCCACAGCAUUUACUGGUGGGAUUUUCACGCUGAGGAAGCGCCGAUGAAAGAGCUUUGCCCCUACAAUCGAUGCGUCAGUGGGGAAAGAUAGUUCUGAAGGGUGAAGGAUGUCUUCAGCCGUCAUGUCUCUAGUAGGAAGCCGCUGACCUUCAUAUGUUGCUUAUCGUCCGCAUCCGCACAGGCGCUAUCUGGGCAGUCAUUGUAGCAGAGGAGGAGCAGGAGAAGGAGGAGGAGAAGAAGAAGAAGAUGGGGAGCUGCGGAGUGUAUGCCUCUUGUUGGGAGCCAGCGUGCGAAUUUUGA